Molecule: messenger RNA, 1764 nt
Organism: Cuscuta europaea
Lineage: Eukaryota; Viridiplantae; Streptophyta; Magnoliopsida; Solanales; Convolvulaceae
Source: the annotation of a GenBank genome assembly
UCUUUUUUUUUGGAAUAUUUGUAAUUACCCACUUGCCCUAAUUUUAAUUUUUAGCCAUCACCUCCGCGCGUCCUUACCCCCACUAAGAGAAGAUGCCCACUGCUUCCUCGCCAGCCAUCACCGCCUCUCCCUCCAAAACUACGCAGCCGCCCCCUCCCCUAUCUCUUUCCGGUCAGCGCAGUUUGAAUCACUGUCGUAACCUCAACCCUAAAGUUGAACUGAAAAAUCUCAUCAAUUACAGCAGAGCCGGUGACGGGCACACAUCCUCUGUGGAUUCCGGCAUGCCCGACCCAAUUAUUGCUUCCACUUCCUCGUCGCCGAUUUUAAUCGACGGGUUCGAGGAAGAUGCGGUUCUGGCCCGUUCCAAUUUUUUGCAUCGGGCGGAAGUUUUGCGGCGGCGCUCUCGUAGGGUCAAGCAGCUCGCCCGGAUAUAUCGGGAAUACUACUGGGCUUUGAUGGAGGAGUUGAAGAUUAAGUAUAGAGAGUAUUAUUGGGAGUACGGAAAAAGCCCUUUCCAAGAAGACAAUGAGGAGAAUAACAUCUCCAACGGGAACCGCGUUGAUUCCUCUUUGGGAAAUGGGGAAAACCCUAACCGCAACAACCUAAUUGGCAGCAGCAAUGUUAGUAAUAGGUGUGGGGUAAGCACUUGCAAAACGAAGGCCAUGGCUAUGACGAGGUUCUGUCAUGCGCACAUCCUAUCAGAUCCCAAGCAGAAGCUCUACAAGGCUUGCAAUUAUGUGAUCAAAAGUUCUCCAGCAGGGCCCAUACUCUGUGGGAAGCCAGUUUUGAGAUCUGUGGUUCCUUCUCUCUGCUCUCCCCAUAUGGAGAGGGCUGACAAACAUGCCACACGGGCUUUAAAGAAGGCGGGCCUAAAUGUAUCUUCAGCCAGUAAGAUCACUCCAAAAUUUCAGGUCAUACUCGUGGAGUUUGUAAACCAAAUUCAGAACAGGCGAAGGUCAUUGAAGGCCGCUGCUGCGUUAGAGAACUCAUAAAUGAAGGUCUAACGUCCCCUUGAAUGAUGGCGCUGAUGAUUACUACAUUCAUGAACAAACUUGACCAUAUAUUUCUCCAUGAACUGGCUAGUAGUGGGCAGCAACAUACUUGAUUGUGUGCUUCAAAUGUGUCACAUUUCUGUUCAAUUCAUUUGAAAUCAACCAUUUUGUCUAGAGACUAUACCUUGAGACAUUUGUAACAAAACUGAGAAGUCAUUGUUACUAAUAACACCUGUUAGAGAUAGGGGUGGACUGGGCCCCGGCCGGGCUCCGGGACGGGAUUGGGCGGGACUGGGGUUUGGGUUGCAGGCCCGGUACCAGCCCUGAGUUUGUACCGGGAUAGGGCCUGGGUCGGGUUGGUCAUUUUUUUAAAAAAAUGGCUUUUCGAAUUUAUUCCUAUCCCCCACAUCCGAAACCCCCCAAAAAACCUAGCCCCACCCACCUAGCUGCAGCCCAAUGCCCCCCAAAAAAAUGGGCCUGGGCCGGUCCACGAUUUAUGGAGCCCGUAGCCUGCCCCAUUCUUACCCGGUUCGGGACCCAGUCCUGAUACUGCCCGGCCAGGCCGGGUCGGGCCUGCACAGUACCGGGCCGGGUCCUGGGUCAGGCUGACCCGUCCCAGUCCAUUCCUAGUUAGAGAACACACCACGGUACCACACUAGACUGCUAGAGUACUAGACUAUUUGAAGACGUAAUAUGGACCGUUCUCAUGCAAAAUUGAAAACAUAACAUUGAUUUGGAUAAUGGAUCAUUGAACAACAUGUUGUUGCCAAAA